AUGAACGAUGACCGGCGACCCUCUGUGGCGAGUGCAAAUACCGUGAGUAGCACAGGCUCCAGAGGAAGCACAGGGAGGAUUCACCGAAAGCUCCAUGGCAUGUUCGGCGAUGACCAGUCCGGACGAGAAUCUCGUCAGGGCUCAAAUACAAGCCUUCCCAUGUCGGCAAAGGAAAACUCAAAUCAGUCACAGCGUGGGCGGGACCACUUUCUGGGAGAACCUUCCAUGAGUCGAUCAGAAUCGCCGUUCGGUUCCCGGCCACGAACACCUCUUCCCUCUAGUGAUGUUGUGCCAUGGGUGUUCCAAGAUUUUAAGGACAUUCCCAAUUACGGCGACGCACCAAUCCGGGAGGCUCCUUCCUCAACUGACAUACACCGGUACGCGGGUGAUAAUAAUCAAGCAGAUCGGAACAAUGGCUCUUCCACACGUGAACCCCAUCAACAUUCUCACAGAUUUCACUUGCACAGGCACCAUAAGAGUAAAGAAGACGCUAAACCACCUCCUCGAGAUCAAAGAACCGCGGAGCUUUUGCGCACCGCAGGUGUUGGAGAUGGAUCGGCACUAAGUCUAAAGGGACAUCCAGCUUUCAGCUCCCGAGCCUCAGUUGCCUCAGGAGCAACAAGUCCUACGCCAAGUUCCUACAGUGCUACGAAUCGUGACCCAAUGAACAACAUGAGAAUGCAAAGUAACGCGAGCAAACGCUCGCUUUUUGACAAAUUCAAGCGCGGGAAUCGGCAUAAAGAUGACAAAGGUGCUGCUGCCGAUGAGCUCAACAGUCUUCCCGGCUCCACUAGAUCCCUAGUGGACAACCAGAACAACCAGAACAUGGCCCCAAAACCUUCCAGGCUAGAAUCUUCCACGGGAAGUCUGAAACGCCGGGGCCCCAGUUUGGCCGGCUCGGAUAUCACUCUGAAACCCGGGUCUCAAGAUCAUGGUCAGCCGGCGCCAAUUUCACGGAAGGAAUCUAUGGUUCCCAAGGUUCCUGGUCACGGGCGUCUUAAGGGAGCUGUUAGACGUGGACUGAGCUCCGAUGUGCAAACCGGUAAAGACCUUGCCAGCCGUAAAGGCAGCCAGGCGAUCAAUUCGUGGUUCGACCUGGACACAGACCUUAGCCGCAUGGAAGGAAUCGUCACUCAACCUCCACCGUUACAUCCAGCGGACGGCGAAGUGUUCGCCGGCGGUCCGACAACUGACGAACAACGCUCUGAGAUACUUGAGGUUAAUGCCUCCCGCGGAAGCGGCGCUUGGGAUGCGCCCGACAGCUGGGCGGUCAAGAAGGUGGGAGAUGACAACAUGAGUCGUCUGCCAGAGAUUGAUGAGGCCGGCAUUCCACAUAAAGACGUGGACGAUGGCCAUCAGUACUGCAUCCGCAUUUUCCGUGCUGAUUCCACGUUUGCGACCCUCUCCACCGGCCUCAACAGUACCGCAACGGAGAUACUCCACACUUUAGGCCGAAAAUCGUUUCUCCAAGACGAGCUAGGGAAUUAUCAGAUCAUCUUGCGCAAGCACGAUUUACAGCGACAAUUGGAAGCGGGCGAGAGACCGGUAGCAAUCCAGAAGCGGCUUUUGGAACAGGCAGGAUACACGAGCAAAGAUCACAUUGAUGAGAUUGGUAGAGAGGAUAAUAGCUACUUGUGUCGCUUCACGUUUGUACCUGCUAAGCUGAGCGGGUUUUCCAGCCUCGAGCGCGACCCAGGCUUCAGCAAGAUGCAGAAGUUCAGUCACAUUGACCUCCAGGGCCGCAACCUGAUCACUAUCCCCAUCACCCUGUAUCGGAAAGCCACCGAAAUCAUUUCUUUAAAUCUUUCGCGAAAUUUGUCGCUCGAUGUACCAAAAGACUUCAUUCACAGCUGCAUCAAUCUGCGCGAGCUCAAGUAUGUCAGCAACGAGGCCUGGCACCUUCCGCCCAGUUUGAGUCUUGCAAGUCGACUCACAGUAUUGGAUAUCUCAAACAACAAAUUGGAACAGUUGGAGCAUGCCGAUCUGAGCAAGCUCACCAGCCUCGUGAGCAUCAAACUGGCGAACAAUAAGCUCAAGUACCUGCCAGAGUAUUUUGGCGACUUCACCCAAUUAAGGAGUCUCAACCUCUCAUCGAAUUACCUUGAAUCUUUUCCCGAUUUCCUUUGUCGUCUUAAAUCGCUGGUCGAUUUGGACAUCAGCUUUAAUGCCAUCAAGAAUCUGCCCGACAUUGGUCAAUUGACCACCUUGGAGCGGUUUUGGGCGACCAACAAUCGUUUGACUGGGUCUUUCCCUGAGGGUUUCAAAGAGCUCUCGAGCCUCAAGGAACUGGAUGUGCGAUACAAUGCCCUCUCCAACAUUGAUGUUGUCGCACAACUACCACAGUUGGAGCAGCUCAUGGCUGGCCAUAACUCGGUGCCCGGUUUCACCGGUACAUUUGAAAAGAUCCGGACGUUUUACCUGAACCAUAAUCCAGUCACCCGCUUUACAGUUACUACUCAAAUUCCGACAAUGACUACACUGAGUAUUGCGUCGGCGAAAUUGUCGGAAUUGCAGGACGAUUUUGCUGAGCAAUUGCCCAACUUGACCAGGGUGAUCCUCGACAACAACCAUCUCGUCUCGCUUGGCCCGCAAAUCGGAAAGUUGCGCAAGCUCGAGCAUUUGAGCUUGGCCAAGAAUCAGCUGAACAACCUUCCGGCCGAAAUCGGCUUACUGCAAGAAUUACGCUUCCUGGACCUGCGUGAAAAUAAUUUGAAGAAGCUGCCUUCCGAAAUUUGGUGCGCUCUUCGCUUGGAUACGCUCAACGUCUGCUCCAACGUGCUCGAUGUCUUCCCUAAGCCACCACCGCUGUCGCAGCUGGAGGCAGGCGUAAAUAACAAUCUUGCAAAUCCUACUGGAGGAGUUUCGUCGCUAUCAUCGAGCCCGAGUUUUGAAGAACUUGGAAAACUCGAAGAUUUCCAAGCGCGACGGCCGAGUCAUGCUUCAUCUACGUUGCUCAGUGUUGGAAGCUCUCCAGCCACCUCAUACCGCAAAGGAUCGAUCGCGUCUAUGUAUGGCCCGGGCGGAAGAAAAACCUCAACUACUUCGAGAACGCCGACGGAUGGCAUGAUAACUCCCGUCGCACGAAAGGAUUCGAGUUUCUCAACAAGGGUUGCCAGCACAUUUGCUGGCUCGCUCCGCCACCUCUUUCUAGCGGACAAUCGCUUGACUGACGACGUUUUUGACGAGAUCACAUUGCUGCCCGAAUUACGGAUAUUGAAUCUUUCUUAUAAUGAGCUCUAUGAUAUUCCGCAGCGGUCCCUUCGACGUUGGCCUCAUCUCGCAGAGCUUUUCGUAUCCGGAAACGAACUUUCGUCUCUCCCUUCAGAUGAUUUUGAGGAGGGCAGCUCUCUCAAGGUCCUUCACAUCAAUGCAAACAAGUUCCAAGUUUUGCCUGCGGAGCUCGGGAAGGUCAACAAGCUUACCAUUUUGGACGUGGGCAGUAAUUCGCUCAAAUACAAUGUUUCAAACUGGCCGUAUGACUGGAACUGGAACUGGAAUCACAACCUGAAAUAUCUCAACUUAUCUGGCAACAAGAGAUUGGAAAUCAAGCCCAACCCCUCUUCAUAUAAUUAUGGUUCUAGCGGUGCUAGAGAAGGCCGCGAUCUUACCAAUUUUAACUCCCUCACGUCUCUUCGAGUCCUUGGACUAAUGGAUGUAACCUUGACGAUCCCCUCGGUCCCCGAGCAGACAGAGGAUCGAAGAGUCCGUACAUCCGGUUCGUUGGCUGGUUCCAUGACGUACGGAAUGGCGGACAGUCUUGGCCGGAAUGAGCAUCUCUCCACCAUCGAUAUGAUAGUCCCCAAAUUCCGUGGUCAUGAGACUGAGACGCUUCUUGGAAUGUUUGACGGGCAAGCCUUGUCAAGCGGCGGCUCAAAGGUUGCCAAGUUUCUGCAAGAAAACUUUUCGUUCCAAUUUGGCGAAGAGCUUAAACGCCUUGAAAGCCUGCGGGAAACGCCAGUCGAUGCCCUACGCCGGGCGUUCCUCGCCUUGAAUAAGGACUUGGCCACUGUUGCCAGCCAGUCCAUGGAUGAGAAGGAGCUUCGAGGCUCACAGCUGGGGCAUCGAGGCUCCAUUGUAGCUCCCAUACUAAGCUCGGAUGAUCUUGCAUCGGGAAGCGUUGCCACCGUGCUGUUCCUUCAGGGGAUGGAGUUAUAUGUUGCAAACGUGGGUGACGCACAGGCAAUGCUUGUUCAUUCCGAAGGCGGUUAUCGGAUCCUUACUAGGAAGCAUGACCCGGCUGAGCCGAGUGAGCGCCAGCGCAUCCGGGAGGCGGGUGGCUACGUAUCAAGACAGGGAAAGCUCAACGAUGUCCUGGAUGUAUCCCGUGCAUUUGGAUACACCCAGCUGAUGCCCGCUGUGAUGGCUGCGCCGCACGUUUCUCAGAUAACGCUCAAGGAGCAGGAUGAGAUGGUUUUAAUCGCGUCAAAAGAGCUGUGGCAGUAUCUUACCCCAGACGUUGCGGUUGACAUUGCUCGUCAGGAGCGAGGUGACCUAAUGCGGGCAGCGCAAAAAUUGCGGGAUCUUGCCAUUGCAUUUGGCGCGACGGGCAAGAUCAUGGUUAUCAUGAUUGGUGUUGGCGACUUGAAAAAGAGAGAGCGGGCUCGUAAUCGUGCCCAGAGCAUGUCUAUGGGACCUUUGGGCUCGCCAGAUGAACAGGUCUUCUCGUCUAAGCGUGGAAAACGGCCUCGAGAUGCUGUCAACGAUUCCACUUUAGCCAGGCUAGAUCAGGAAGUCGAAGCCCCCACUGGCGAUGUAAGCUUGGUCUUUACGGACAUUAAAAACUCCACGCUUCUUUGGGAGACAUAUCCGAUUGCUAUGCGCUCUGCAAUCAAGAUCCACAACUCCAUUAUGCGCCGGCAGCUUCGUAUCAUUGGUGGAUACGAAGUAAAAACAGAGGGAGACGCAUUCAUGGUGUGCUUCCCGACAGCAACAUCAGCCUUAUUAUGGUGCUUCUCCGUUCAAAGUCUGUUACUGGAAGCGCCUUGGCCGAGCGAGAUUUUGAAUAGUGUACAUGGGCAAGAGGUCCAAGAUGCUGAUGGCAACGUCAUUUUCCGCGGUCUUUCGGUACGAAUGGGCAUUCACUGGGGAUGUCCCGUGUGCGAGCCUGACCCCAUUACCAACCGGAUGGACUACUUCGGUCCAAUGGUCAACCGAGCCUCACGAAUAUCUGCUGUUGCAGAUGGCGGUCAAAUUACCGUUUCUUCAGACUUCAUCACUGAGAUCCAAAGGACUCUAGAAGCAUAUUCGGAAUCAGACCGCACAGCGUCCACCGGCUCUGAAGAUUCAAUGUACGAUGAUGCGAUGGGUCAAGCCAUUCGGCGCGAGCUUCGAUCUCUCAGUAGCCAAGGGUUUGAGGUCAAGGAACUGGGUGAGCGUAAACUCAAGGGACUCGAAAAUCCCGAAUAUGUCUAUCUUAUGUUCCCUCAUUCAUUGGCGGGCCGCCUGAUUGUUCAGCAGCAGCAGCAGGCAGAUGCCGAAGCUGCUCAGGCAGCAAAUAACCCUGGUAGCAAGAGCAAGGAUAGUCAACUCACCAUUGACACACAGAUGGUCUGGGAUCUGUGGAGCAUCAGUUUACGGCUAGAGAUGCUUUGCAGUACAUUGGAGUGUCCCGGCUCAACGGAGCUCAAGGCACCCGAGACAGCAAUCUUGGAACGGAUGAAGAGUCGUGGUGGUGAAGUCACGGACCGAUUCCUGGUCAAUUUCGUCGAGCACCAGGUUUCAAGAAUCGAGACGUGUACCACAACACUCGCUAUGCGGCACCUUGUGCGACCCUUCCGCGCCCAUCGCAAUAUUCUCGAGGACGCUUGUCCUAUGGGAGACAUCUUUGCGGGCCUCCACAAGGAGCUGGCCGACCUGAAAGCUCUCAAGGCACGCCUCGAGUCUGGCUCAAAGAAUUGA
Messenger RNA from Xylona heveae TC161, 5898 nucleotides. RefSeq names its product PP2C-domain-containing protein. Bases 1 to 5898 code for a protein of 1965 amino acids. The transcript has 3 exons. Gene Ontology annotation, biological process: intracellular signal transduction; cAMP biosynthetic process. NCBI's taxonomy places the organism in Eukaryota, Fungi, Ascomycota, Xylonomycetes, Xylonales, Xylonaceae. Gene Ontology annotation, molecular function: magnesium ion binding; adenylate cyclase activity; protein binding. The record is from RefSeq and is a predicted model, not a curated record.